Molecule: messenger RNA, 1659 nt
Organism: Ostrea edulis (European flat oyster)
Lineage: Eukaryota; Metazoa; Mollusca; Bivalvia; Ostreida; Ostreidae
Exons: 1
Coding region: 1-1659 (552 amino acids)
Biological process (GO): positive regulation of DNA-templated transcription
Cellular component (GO): nucleoplasm; chromatin
Molecular function (GO): zinc ion binding; ubiquitin-protein transferase activity
Source: RefSeq, a predicted model, not a curated record
AUGGCCACGCCUACUUCCUGGGCACAGGAGGUCAUCACUUGUGACCUUUGUGAUAAUCCCACUCAGCAAUUCUGUAACAACUGUCAGAUCAAACUGUGUGUGGAUUGUGUCAAUAAACAUAUCCAGAAGUUGAAGAAUCUAACCCAUGACAUCGUUCCGUUCAAAAAUAAACAGAUACGGCUAGUUUUUUCUGAGUGUAAGCUUCACUGUAACCAGAAAUGUGAGGCACAUUGCCGGCAGUGCGAUGUACCAGUGUGCAUGACGUGUGUCCUUGGCCCACAUAAAGGUCAUAAUGCGAUAGAAAUGUUGAAAAUCGUCAAGAACAGAAAAGAAAGAAUUAAGAAAGACACACGUGAGAUGGAAACUGUCCUGAUUCCAAAGUAUAGAACUAAAAAUGCCGAAACGGAAAGUGAAAUAUCCGAAACAACCACCAGAUACGAAGAGUUAGAGAAAUCAACUGAAAAGCUGAGAGCAGUGUGGCAUCAAGAAGUGGAUUUCAUUUUCAACAAGCUCCGUUCAUUAAUCAAGCUGACUAAGGAUAACCACGUCUCUCCGUUAAAAACCAACCACUCCAAAUUAGGAAAUUUUAUUUCAGAUAUGAUCCAAACGGUUGAAGAAAACAAAGGAAUAAUCGAAUCCAAUAACGUUUCAGAAGUCAUGAACUACAAAUGGAAAAUAAUGGAGUACAGUAAUAUUCCAAAAGACAUUCAGAGGAAAAUCCCUUCUCUUAAAAUAAACACUAUUCACGGCAAAGAACUGAAGAUAGAAAUAGGAAAAUACAAGGCUAAAUUAUCACAGAUAUCACCACCUGAUAUAAAUGAAGUCUCCAAAUUGGUCUUAAGAGAGCGUUCAGACAGAGUAUGGACGAUUACCACUAUUCCUACUGGAUAUAAGCCUCUCUACAGAAUCGCCUGUGUGGGAAAAGAUGAAGUGUGGGUUAGUGGUAAAAAUAAAAGGAUGGGGCGAUUUGACAUAUUUGGACAAGAGAAGGAAAUUGUCACUGUAGCAUGUCCUAUGUAUCCUAGUGAUAUAUCUGUGACCAGACAGGGAGAGUUGAUGUACACUGACGGUAGCAAUGGAACAGUCAACAUUGUCCGAAGCGGGAAGACAGAGGCACUGAUCACCACACAGCAGGACUGGUAUCCAGAAGGACUGUGCUGUACCAGAUCAGGGGACAUCCUGGUCAGUAUGUCAACUACUGAUUUUAGCCAUUGCAAAAUUGUCCGUUAUCAGGGUCGAAAUGUGCAACAGGAAAUAGAGAAAGAUGACGAUGGAAAAGCAAUCUACAAAGGCGGCGACAAUAUGUUGUUUGUUGAGGAGAAUAACAAUGGUGACAUUUGUGCCUCUAACAUUGAUUCUGGGACAGUGGUUGUGGUGGACAAAUUCGGGAGAAUUCGAUUCAAAUACGACGGCACACCAGCCGGACGAAAGGAGCAGUUUAGUCCUAUAAAAGUAGUUACAGACUCCUUAGGUCAGAUUAUUGUGGCAGAUUACAACAAUGAGUGUUUACAUGUUCUGGAUCACAACGGACGAUUCCUAAAGUGUGUGAGCAACUUUGGACUGGAGAAACUUUUUGGGCUGGGUAUGGAUUGUGAGGGAAGAUUGUGGGUAGGUUUUGCUGAAUCGGGAGAAAUCAAAGUGAUCCAAUACAAUCUCUAA